Molecule: messenger RNA, 152 nt
Organism: Dentiscutata heterogama
Lineage: Eukaryota; Fungi; Glomeromycota; Glomeromycetes; Diversisporales; Gigasporaceae
Source: the annotation of a GenBank genome assembly
AUUAUGGCGUUAAAAAUUUCGAUUUUUCACAUCCUAUAAUGGAGAAGUUGGGCUUGCUGCGCAAGACUGUUAUGUCAGACCUGCAAUAUGUUUGGCAAAAUCGUAUCGUUGAUAUUGCCGCACAAAUCUUGGCUGAUCUCCUGAAUCGUUGA